Corticium candelabrum is the source of this 6786-nucleotide messenger RNA. RefSeq lists its product as uncharacterized. Gene Ontology annotation, cellular component: membrane. Gene Ontology annotation, biological process: peptidyl-lysine oxidation. Lineage: Eukaryota; Metazoa; Porifera; Homoscleromorpha; Homosclerophorida; Plakinidae. The record is from RefSeq and is a predicted model, not a curated record. The transcript is spliced from 12 exons. Gene Ontology annotation, molecular function: copper ion binding; protein-lysine 6-oxidase activity. The coding region runs from base 94 to 6756 and encodes 2220 amino acids.
GGUUUUGUGCGACACUUUACAAAACAAAGCGAGAGUGAUGUAGGAACGUGCGAUCGCUGUUGCGUUGUUGUUUAGUCGCUCAAGGGCAGCGCUAUGAAGAAGCUGUUAUGCAUAAUGUAUUUGUUUGUUGGUCUACUGGUGAUGUUAACGCUCACUGGUGUCGUCAAUGGCGUCCCCAUUCAAGUCGAAAUGAGUCAGGGAAUUCGCCUUCGUGGGGGUGUCGAUAACGCCGGCCAUGUUGAGGUGCUGCAUGCCGGACAAUGGGGCACGGUUUGCGAUGAAGAUUGGGAUAUACUUGAUGCUUACGUUGUGUGCAGACAACUGGGUUUUCCGGGCGUAGAACGUGCAUUCAGAGCGGGUACGGGAUACGGACGCAUUUGGCUGUCUAAAGUAAGGUGUACGGGUCGAGAGAAGAUGCUGAGCGAGUGUCCGCAUGCGGGAUGGGGUGAACAUUGGUGCACUCAUGCUGGAGAUGCGGGUGUCUACUGCCGCAUGAUGUCGGGCGAUGAACCGUUACCACAAGAUUCGAAUAUGGGUUUUAAAGUUCGAUUGGUAGGAAAUUCAAGGGUGAAUCGUGGGAAGGUCGAGGUGAGAGUGGCUGGGAGGUGGAGUGGUCUUUGUUCGGAUGGCUGGGACAACAGAGAUGCUACUGUAGUGUGUGGACAGUUGGGAUAUCCAGCUGGGAAAGCUAGAGUGGAUGUAAACGGUACACUGAAAAAGAUAGGCCAUCUCGCUCGAAACUUAGAGGUUACAUCCCAAGUGUCAACAAAUUUCUCCUGUGAUGGAAGUGAGGCUUUUCUUCAGAUGUGCAAGCAUGCUGGAUUUGGAUCACAUCGAUGUUAUAAGGCAGGUUUUGCUGCUGUCAAAUGUACAGCUCCUUCUCCGUAUCUUAAGACCAAAAAACACCAGUUAGAAGGAGAUGGCAUUGUCAGAUUAAGAGGCAGUCCUUAUCCAUGGGAGGGCAGGGUAGAAGUGUUUCAUGAAGGACGCUGGCAUAAAGUCUGUGAUCAUGGCUGGGACCACAGAGAUGCCACAGUUGUCUGCAGAGAACUUGGAUAUGGUUCAGCUUAUGAAGUUAUUUCUGGGGCAAAAGACUAUUUUGGUCAAGGAUUUACUCAGGUUUUGUUGAGCGAACUGGAUUGUACAGGAAAGGAGAGGAAUCUAAAGAAGUGCAAACACGAUGGUUAUUAUGAACACAGCAACUGUGGGCACGUGGAAAAUGCUGGAGUUCGAUGUCAUGCUCUUCCUAUUCGCUACCCUCCAGUUCGACUAGCUGAUGGCAACGAGAUUUACGGUAGAGUUGAAGUGAAAGUGUCGGGAUCUAAUAAAUGGGGCACUAUAUGUGCUGAUACGUGGGAUAUUGGCGCUGGAAUGGUUGUGUGUCGGCAACUCGGUCGUGGUUUUGCUUCACAGGUGUCUUAUGGAAGUAGGUAUGAAUAUGCACAGGGAGAUGUAAGAUUGAUGAAGUUGAAAUGUGGUGGUUGGGAAGAGUCACUGAGAAGUUGCAUUAAAGGCUCAUGGCAGUUGGCAUCUACAUCAGUAUGUAAGAGAGGCGUAGCUCUUGUUUCAUGUGCGGAGAGACUUCCUGAUUUGAUUCCUGAUUUUCUUGCCAUUGAGAUGUCUCUGAAUGGCACAAUCCACGAACCGCUCAACCAAGCAGCACUGUCUAGCUUGGCUUGUGCACAUGAAGAGAACUGCCUCUCCAGCUCGGCUAAUCCCUAUUUUCGGAUAGGGAAGACAUCGAGCAAUGACUACCGUACACUUCUUCGGUUUACCAUGAACAUUUUCAACUUGGGAACUGCAGAUUUUCACCCAGUAUCGUCUAGCCAUUCAUGGGAAUGGCACGCAUGUCAUAAUCAUUAUCAUUCAUUUGAGAAUUUUGCACAGUAUGAUAUUCUGGACUUGGAUGGCAAUGAGGUAGCUGAAGGUCACAAAGCCAGUUUCUGUUUGGAGGAUGUAAGUUGUGUAAGUGGUGGUACAAAGUUCUACAGAUGUCGAGCACGCAACCAGGGAAUCUCAGUCAACUGUGUGGAUGUUUAUAAGUACGACAUCGAUUGUCAAUGGAUCGACAUCACUGAUAUAGCAUAUGGAAACUACACGCUCAAAGUGGCUAUCAACCCUGACCAUUUAGGUGCCGAGAUGGAUUACACCAACAACAUAGUCAAAUGCAGCUUCCAAUACAAUUCUCAUGAUUACUUCCCAAACAGAGGACAAAUUUCUAAUGUUAGUUGCUCAGUUGUUUCCACACCUCCGACGGCGACGGCAAUGCUGUUGAAGGUGAAAGUUGUCUUUGCGUUUUUCUCUCUCCUUUUAUUGUCGAGCAUCGAUGCGGUACUCGAACAUAUCGAAUUGAGCCGCGGCAUUCGGCUGCGGGACGGGCACAGGGAAAAUAUCGGUCGUGUGGAGGUUUUGCACGCAGGACAAUGGGGCACCGUCUGCAGCAACGGCUGGACUCACGUAGACGCUUACGUGGCUUGUAGGCAGCUCGGUUUUUUGGGCGUCUUGAAUUGGUACGUCGUGUCUAGCGGAUAUGGUCCGGUCUGGUUGUCUGGGGUUGAGUGUAAGGGCCAAGAAAGUGAGCUGAGUAAGUGCAGACAUGAACCUUGGGGGAGGAAUAGGUGCGGCAAUCAUGGCAAUGAUGUCGGUCUCGUCUGUCGAGAGACUGAGAGUAAUGAGGAAGAGACGUGUAGAGGGUAUCCUGACACUCCAAUCUUAGCUAUUCGGGUGGUCGGCAAAUCGCCACACAAAGGGUUAGUUCAGAUGAGAGUGGAAGGUUCGUGGCAACCGAUUUGUGCUGAUCAAUGGGGAAGCAAAGAUGCAAAGGUUGCUUGUGGACAGUUGGGAUACCCAGGAGGGACUGCCAAGGUUGUGGCCCGAAAGAGCACAGCUCGAUUACGAGGAGUUUCCACUAAUUUCUCAUGUGAUGGAUCAGAAUCUGUUCUUCAAGUUUGCAGACAUUCUGGCUUUGGAUCGUAUCGUUGUCAAAAGCCAGCAUAUGCCUCAGUGAAAUGUACUCUUCGCAAGCAAUCUAAAAGAAACGUGGCUGUGAGAUUAAGAGGAAGUGCUUAUCCAUGGCAAGGCCGAGUUGAAGUCUAUGACAAAGGUCAAUGGAAAAAGGUUUGUGAUCAUGAGUGGGGCAUUCUGGAUGCUUCUGUUGUGUGUCGCGAGCUGGGAUAUGGCACUGCCUAUGAAGCUGUUUACAGAGCGAGAGACUACUUUGGUCAAGGUUUCUCUCCGAUUCUACUGAAUGAAGUAGGUUGUACUGGUCUUGAAAGAAGUUUGUUGCAAUGUCCGUUUUCUGGAGCUGAAUGCUUUCACAUAGAAAAUGCGGGUGUUCGAUGUCACCAUCCAGCAGCCACCACCAGUAACACAGAAAACGUUCGAUUGAUUAGUGGAGCAAAAGGUUAUGGAAGGCUAGAAGUACUGCAUGAGAAUUCUCAACAAUGGGGCACCGUGUGUGGCGACUCGUUUGAUAUUGAAAGUGGAACGGUCAUAUGUCGCCAACUCAAUUUGGGAUUUGCAGGAGAUGUUCGCUAUUCUAGUCGAUAUCAAUACAGUAGUAAAGACAUACAGUUGGUAAACUUGACAUGCGACGGUAAGGAACUCACACUGACAGCCUGCAAGAAUGGAGAGUGGGAGUAUGCAUCACAGUCGGCAUGCAAGAAGGGUCCAGUCUAUGUGACAUGCACUUGUAGACUUCCUGACUUGAUACCCCAUUUUGCAACCAUUCAACAGUCAUUGACUGGUGUAACCCAUUCACCUCUCAACUUGGUCAGAGUAUCAAGCCUGAAAUGCGCUUACGAAGAGAACUGUCUAUCUAGUUCUGCCGAUAAAUAUUUCCAUUCCGGAGAGGACAACAACGAACUCGCCAGAAACGAAAACAGACGCACUCUUCUCCGCUUCAGCGUCAACAUUUUCAACUUUGGAACCGCCGAUUUCAAACCGUUUCUACCUCGAGGCGACUGGGAAUGGCACACCUGUCACAACCACUACCAUUCGUUUGAAAACUUUGCACAGUACGAUAUCUUGGACUUACAAGGAAGAGAAGUGGCCGAAGGUCACAAGGCCAGCUUCUGCCUCGAGGACGUCCAAUGUGCAUCCGGUGGAGCCAAACGGUACAGCUGUCAGCACCACCUGCAGGGCAUUUCGGUCAACUGCUACGACUCGUAUGCCUACGAUAUCGACUGCCAGUGGAUCGACCUAACCGACGUUGCACAUGGCAACUACACGCUUGUCGUGUCCCUAAACUCUGAGCAUAAGCGAGCCGAGAUGGACUACACCAACAACAACGUGAUGUGCGAUUUCGAAUACCGUUCCGACCCAGUCUUUUAUCUUACAGGAAAGUUGGAUAACAUCCACUGUAGACUUUCUGGAUAUAGAUUUUUUCGAGAUUUUCCAGCCAAUCUAAUCAUUUCCCACCCUCACCAAGACUCUAAACGUUGCGUUUCUCGUCGACCACCUUGUGAACACAAGAGUGCGACCGCCAUGAGGUCUGUAGUUUGGUUAUCCCUGGCUACAGUCGUUGCAAGCGUUACCGUUCGACUCAUCGAUCACAACGUCCCGAGUGCGUAUCAGGGUCGCGUCGAGGUGUUCUACGAGGGCCCCGACGACAACAACCGGUCCGUGUCCGGCUGGUUCACGGUGUGUGAUGACUACUGGGACUACCGGGAGGCUCGGGUCGUGUGUCGUCAGUUGGGAUUUGUGAGCUACGACCAGGUGUACUACGGUAGUUACUUUGGGGCCGGAACGGCUCGGAUAGCGAUGGACCAGCUCGAUUGCACGGGACGCGAAGAGUCGUUACACGAGUGCAAGUUCGACGGCUGGUUUAGACACGACUGCAGACAACGGGAACAUGCGGGAGUGCGUUGCAAAGUGUCGGACCCGGCGUCUCGCGUUACGCUGCCCGUUCGUCUGGCGCAAGGAGAGCGACUCAGCGAGGGCAUCGUCGAGAUUCUGUUCCAGAAGAGGUGGGGAGCCGUCGAUAGGAGUCAUUUUGGGGACGAGAAUGCGCGCGUCGUGUGCGGCCAGUUAGGGUAUCCUAACGGCGAGGCGCGCAGUUGUAGUGAUGAUGUCGACGACUGCGGCGUUUAUGACGGGUUGGUUAAUGCGAGGGGAUUUAUUUGUAGCGGUCGGGAGGCGACGCUGUCGAAAUGUAAGCUGGUGUUGUGGGGACCGUUUGAUGACGACGAGGACGGAACGGCGCACAAUGUGUCGGACUUGGCGUAUGUGCGCUGCUCGGUUCCACUCCGCACUCCGCAUAUGCCUACUCGGGCUCGACCCUAUGGAUGCAAUGCCACCGUGGAAAAAUCGAGUAAAAAUGAUGCCGAUGUUGUUGAACCGACGCUGAGGCUCAAGGCGGGUAUUGGACCGUGGGAAGGGAGAGUGGAGGUCUACAACACGGGGUCUUGGAGUCCUCUGUGUGACCGGAAUUGGGAUCAAUACGAUGGUAAUGUCGUGUGUCGUCAGCUCGGAUAUGGUACCGCGAAGAAGGUGCAUACGUCGUCACGAUUUGGACGUGGUACAGGAUACAAUUACAAUCGGUUUUUUGAAUGUAAAGGGAACGAGUCUAAGUUGAGUGAAUGUUCUCACCAGGAUAUCGGACGGUACGGAUGUAGACACUGGCAAGAGGCGGGAGUGGAAUGCUACCGGCCUGCAAAAGCGUCCGAGCACGUUCGACUUGUCAAUACGAAACCGGUCUAUCUCGGAGUGGCCGGUUUCGUCGAGGUUCGCCACGGUUCUUGCGAUGAGUGGUACCGCGUCUGUGAUGAGAAGUGGAGUCUGUCUCAGGCCAGAGCUGUGUGUCGAGACUUGGAGUUGGGAUUUGGCAAAUCGGGUGGCUUGCAAUUGGAUAGUAGGAAGGCUACGACAGCGUCGAUUACUGUCAGCUACCGCUGCACGGGAGAUGAGCUUUUGCUGGCAGAUUGUGACCGUGAAGUACACAAGGUUGUCAGUGGAGGACACCUGUGUAAUGAGACAAUAAACUCGACCGCAAGUAGAGCGGACACUGAGGCUACGCUUGGCGAGAAUCUGGCCAACGCGUUCGACGAAGUUAGUCCUUGUGAGACUGGCUUUGCUUGGGUUGAGUGUGCAAGAAUUCUUCCUGACCUGGUUGUAGAUGUUCCGGUACUCAAACGUACCCUGGGGACUUACCCUCAUGUUGUCACUACCGGCGGUCUGCCGUGCGCCUUUGAAGAGGGCUGUUUUUCCAAGACUGCGGUUGCAUACGAAUACGGACACGACGAACGAGUCUUACUUCGUUUUGCAACUCGUGUGAUGAACCUAGGUAGGGCUCCUUUCCAACCGUAUGCACCCCGGAACAAGUGGGACUGGCACCAGUGUCACAAGCACUACCACUCGUUUAGAGCUUUCAGCAUCUACCAUGUCGUAGACGAGUGUGGCAAACCAGUGGCCGAAGGCCAUAAGGCAAGCUUUUGUCUCGAAGACAGUGACUGCGAGGAAAAUGGUCCACCAGCACGUUCUAACUUCAACUGCAGAGGACAUUAUGGAGGUCGACAGGGAAUUUCAGUCAAUUGUGCUGACACUUACCGGCACCACAUUGACUGUCAAUGGGUCGACAUCACUGAUAUAACACCGGGGAGAUAUCGCCUCGUCGUUGAUGUCAACCCGUAUCGUCACGUUGCUGAAAUCGAGUUCUCGAAUAAUGUGAUGUACUGUGACUUUCGUUAUAACGGAAAAUGGUCGUAUAUUACUGUAUAUGGGUGCGGUUUUGACCCAAACUGGAAAUCGGACGUGUAGGUAUAAACAAUGAGUUGGUUUGUUGAUUCA